Molecule: messenger RNA, 1161 nt
Organism: Neospora caninum
Lineage: Eukaryota; Apicomplexa; Conoidasida; Eucoccidiorida; Sarcocystidae
Exons: 2
Coding region: 1-1161 (386 amino acids)
Source: RefSeq, a predicted model, not a curated record
AUGUCGACUCUUCAAGAUAUUCGACUGCCAACGUGGCAGGACAUUCGGCGGUUCGUUCAGGACCCUGAAAUCGUCACCGCUGAAAUCCUUUUCCUCAUCCUUACCUUGUCCAAUGUCUUCGUCAUGUACCGCCUUUUCCUCGACGUGGUCCCCUACCCUGUGUUUGUCACCUGGUGGCAACUGGCCCAGGGUCUCUUCAUGGCGUGGUGUCUUGGUGAAACUGGGAAGGAAUUCCCGAAAUUCGCCUACUUUCCCCGCGUUGAGCUCGACAAAAAGCUGCUGAAGAAACUCGUUGUCCCGGCAGUCGUUAACGCACUGAUGCUUGUGCUCGCGAACGUGGUGCUCUACCGCACUAACUGCAUCGCAACUUUGCCGGUCACUGUUUCUUUCGCAGUCGUCCUUCACCACGUUACACGUUUCAUUGGGUGCGGUGAGGAAUACAUGCCCUUGAGGUGGCAAGCGGUUGGCAUGCUCAUGCUCGCCUUUAUCCUUGGAUGCACCGACGCGAAGACUGUCGGCGCGCAGGUUCUCCCGUGGGCUGUGUUGUAUUCCAUCUUUUCCGCAGCAUUCCGUGCCGCGUAUCUGCAGAAAGUGAUGCACGAAGUCGACGGCCGAGGAAACCUCCUCUACAACCACCAGCACGUCAUUGGCGUUAUUCUCUUGCCCGUUCUCUGCCUUCUGUGCGGCGAAUACAAAAUUCUCACCAGCAUGCCGAUGAACUUCACGCUGCUGCACACGUGGCAAGUGUGGGGCUGCCUCGUCACAGUCGGUGCCCUUCCCUUCUUGAAGAACAUCGUUUCUAACCGCCUUAUCCGCCGCACCGGACAAGGCCCAUGGAGAUUCCUCGAAAUCGUGUCCAUCGCCCUCGUGUUCCUCAUCGGUUUGGGCUUCGGUGUCCCCGGCUGGCAAGGAUUCAUUUGCAUCAUCCUUGUCCUCGCAGGCCGUACCUUCUGCGCAUACGACGUUAUCAUGAACGCGGCUGAGGUGGAAGCCGCUCGUGAGACUCGUGGCGGCGGUGGCCCCGCACCGCACGAGUUGGGCGAUGCCAACGAGCUGGAGACGGGCUCUCAGUCCUCCCAGAAACCCUUCCUGCAAGCAAUCGAGGAGGAUGGUGGCGAGAACUACUCCGACAUCCGUGAUGACGAAGUCACAACGAGCUAA